CGAAUCUGAAUACACUUUGUGGCAUAGCGAUAGGGACAACCGCAAUAUCCUGUUUGUUUUGUUGUUUGUGCGUGUGGGGUGUGCAAGUUUUGUAAUAUAUGGGCAAAACCAAUGGCACUGAGUGGUUUCGUGGAAUUCUUCCAGAAAGGAAGGACUUUCCGUCCCAAAAAGAGCUUUGAACCAGGAACCUUAAGGUAUUCCCUUCAUAAACAAGCCCAAGCGUCAUUGAGCUCUGGAAUUAAUUUACGAGCUGUUGUACAGCUGCCAAAUGGUGAAGAUACAAAUGACUGGAUUGCAGUUCAUGUUGUUGAUUUUUUCAAUCGUAUCAACUUAAUUUAUGGUACGGUGUCUGAGUAUUGCACUCCAGAAAGCUGUCCAACUAUGUCAGGAGGACCAAAAUUUGAAUAUUUGUGGGCAGAUGGUGUAAAGUACAAGAAACCAACUCCUCUUCCUGCACCACAAUAUGUUAGCCUCCUUAUGGACUGGGUAGAGUCACAGAUAAACAAUGAAACUUUAUUUCCUGUUUCAACAGAUGUACCUUUUCCAAAGACAUUUAUCCCCUUGUGUCGAAAAAUUCUGACCCGUCUUUUCAGAGUCUUUGUACAUGUUUAUAUUCACCAUUUUGAUAGAAUUGUGGCUAUUGGAGCGGAACCUCAUGUCAAUACCUGCUACAAGCAUUUUUACUAUUUUGUGAAAGAAUUUGAUCUUGUCAGUAGCAAAGAGCUUGAACCUCUGAAAGAAAUGACUGCUCAUAUUUGCCGGGAUCAUGUGGAAUCUCAGACUACCUCUAGCUGACCAGUAUCUGUUUUAAAGUUCACUGUUACAAAUUUGGAGAAAGAAAUAACUGGUUCCAUAGUCAGCAUGAUCAGUAUUUUUUUCUUUUACUGACAGUUGAGUGGUGUAACAGGUGAAGAGUAUACUGUGGAUCAUGUACAGAAUACAAAGAAAUACAUUUUUAAAGGCCCUGGAACAUUUCUCCCCCAGUUUCAUUUACUUGUGUGUCUCAGAAAAAAGUGGUGUGCUAAACAUCCAGAACUUUGUUCAAUGUAAUUUUUGUGUACAAAUUUUUAAACGGUGGCUAAGAUGAACAUUUGUCACUUUUUGUUUUAAAUUAGCAUUAAUUUGUAGCUAAACUUUAUGAAAAGGAAACUUUUCAAGAUCUGAAGUUUUGUGCCAUUGGUUGUAUUAUUUUAAUUAUUAAAUUAUUGGAUUGCUGUGCAUAAUUUGCUUUGCAGUAAUGCUAUUGUUCUUGUGUGAUGUACUCACUAGUCAGAAAUGUCAAGAAUUCUAAUGCCUCCUAGUAAUGUGAAAAUAAAUUAAUGUGGAUGCAUUUGUAAACAUAUUAUAUUCUU
Messenger RNA from Schistocerca piceifrons (Central American locust), 1352 nucleotides. It is a transcript of the gene Mob3, whose product is annotated as MOB kinase activator-like 3. The coding region runs from base 112 to 795 and encodes 227 amino acids. The record is from RefSeq and is a predicted model, not a curated record. The transcript is spliced from 6 exons. NCBI's taxonomy places the organism in Eukaryota, Metazoa, Arthropoda, Insecta, Orthoptera, Acrididae. Gene Ontology annotation, biological process: signal transduction; positive regulation of protein phosphorylation. Gene Ontology annotation, cellular component: cytoplasm; nucleus. Gene Ontology annotation, molecular function: protein kinase activator activity.